CGUCACCGCCCACCGCACGCGUCACUGAGCGAGUCAUGGCCGCCUGCGUGCCCCGCGACUCACGGCGUCUCCCCGCGCUCUGCGCGACCCUCCUCGCGGUGGUUCUGCUCUCCUCCCGAGGCUCCUCCGCCUUCUCCCUCCUGCCGAGGACUUCACCGGGAGGACACAAUGGCUCCUCCGUGGUCCCGCUGGUCAUGUGGCACGGCAUGGGUGACAGCUGCUGCAAUCCGCUUAGUUUGGGAAGCGUUAAGAAGAUGAUAGAGCGAAAAAUUCCCAACAUCUACGUGCUUUCACUGAAGAUUGGAGAUAGUGUGUUGCAGGAUGUGACCAAUGGCUUCUUCAUGAACGUGAAUGAUCAGGUGGACUUGGUUUGUCAGAUGUUGCGCAAGGACCCUAACCUGCAGAACGGAUACAAUGCCAUGGGCUUUUCCCAAGGAGGCCAGUUCCUGAGGGCGGUCGCCCAGCGCUGCCCAGACCCUCCCAUGCGGAAUCUCAUCUCAGUGGGAGGGCAGCAUCAGGGAGUUUACGGAUUUCCAAAGUGCCCUGGUGCAGAAUACCACUUGUGCGACUACAUAAGAAAGCUGCUCAACAAGGAAGCAUACCAGCCGCAGAUCCAGAAGAUGAUUGUCCAAGCUGAAUACUGGCACGACUCGCUGAAUGAAGAGCUGUACAUUAACAACAGUGUGUUCCUGGCCGACAUUAAUCAGGAGAGGGUUGUCAACCCAUCGUACCGUGAAAACUUGAAGAAACUUAACAAGUUUGUGAUGGUUAUGUUUAACCAGGAUCAAAUGGUCGAACCAAAAGAGUCAGAGUGGUUUGGCUUCUACAAGCCUGGACAGGCGGUAGAAAUCUACAAGCUGCAGGACAGCGCCCUCUACACAGAGGAUCGCUUGGGGCUCAAGGAGAUGGACCAGGCUGGGAAGCUCGUGUUUCUGUCAUCUGACACGGACCAUCUGCAAUUCACUGACGAGUGGUUUGAUGAAAAUAUAUUGUCCUACCUGAAAUGAAGAUGGGACAAAUGUGAUGCAGGGGUGUGAAUAUUUUUCUGAGAAUGUAAAAUUGCGGUAGGCUGGUGGGUUUUUUUUUGAUUAAAAAGGUUUUUUUUGUUAUUUUAAUUGCUUAUAAUAAAACAUGUCAGUUGGGUAGUUGUAAGUAUUUUUCAUGCUAUACACUUACGUGGUGUGUUGUGGGGGUACCGUUCACACUUUUGACAUCUAUGGAGCAAGUAAACAAGCCAAUCUUUAAAUGGUAAUUACGCACUUUAUAAUACCAUAUUGCUUUAUUCUGCUCAUAUACAUUAAUAUGAUCAACAAUUUUUGACAAACAUUGUAUGACAAUGUUCUGCUUAACGUCGGUAAAGCUUCAGAUGUAUAAAAUAACAGCAGGUAUGUUUAAAUUUACACCGAUAUAGAAUGCAUUACAUAUUGAAAAUACCGUGUUAACAUUUAAUAGCUGCGUUCAUAAUACAUAAUAUAUCCAAACUUACUGUAAUAGAUUGACGAAAAGGUAGUUUUUAGUCAGGUAUCAGUCUAUGCAUCCAGUAGAGUUACACAAUUUAAAAAGGCAAAGGGGCAGGUCUGCAGUUAGUUGCCCACGCCACUGCUGGUGGAAGGGCCUUGCAGUAUCUUAAUUUAAAACUUAGUAUUUACCCAUGUAGAGCAAAUGGCAGCAUUAUCUUGCAAUGAUUUCCCAUGCAUAGCUCGAGCAACACUUGACAAUAAAAUGUUCACAUAAAAUUUUGUUGGAACAUAUUUUUUGCGUGUUUUGAUCAUGCAUGACUACCACCAAGCCACCCCUUAUGGAAUUAUUUAAAAAAUAAGUUAUUUUGCAAAUGCAACGUUUUGUUGAGACAAAGCUUCCGUGGUAUAACCGCAUCGGGGGUUUCACACAUUCCAAUAAAAAGCAGAAAUUUUUUUCACAAAUUUCCGUUUUUUCAUGCGUAAGAUGACAUGUGCGUCCUUUUAAAAUAAGCUUGUAUAUACAUGCUGAUAUACAAGCCACCGGCGUAGAUUCUGUAAAAAAAACCCUGAAAUUAAUGUGUUAAUUACAAGUUCAUGUUUAUGUAAAUGCUACUCUAUCAUAACAAUCACCAGUCAUUUAACAUUUAAGGUGAGCUUACAACAGAUACACUCAAAGCAGUUUGUGAACGGUGAUUUGAUAUCGCUAAGAAGACACCACCAGAUGUUAACGUUCCAAUUACUGUUCAACUGAAAAUAUGCCGAGAGGCUUGUGAGCUGAAUGGAAGGCGUAAUUUUCUGUUUUAAUUCACACCGUGUCAACCAACGUCGCAGGAAAUCACGAGUUGCGUGACGCCAAGAAAGCUGUCAUUGGCCGCCCUUUAUUUUACAACCGUAGUUGAAAUUCCAGUUUUCGAUCAAUAGAUGGCACGACAAUACCAGCACCUAUGCUGACGUUCUCUACUUAUGUGUUUUUGCAAAGGCAGGAUUGUGGUGGGAAAUGGUGGUGGCUUGGGCAGGCUUUCAUCCAGCAGUGGAUUGACCAUGGCUGAUGAUGAUAAUUAUACAGUAUAUUAAAACUAGAGUACUUGUACACGUUUCCAACCAAAGAAAAUACGUUAUAUUAGUACUGUAAUGUAAGCUAACUAGCCAAUUGUGUGGCAUUCUGGUUUAGAAUCCCCUUUUGGUAUUAAAUGAAAACGGAUGGACAUUGUUUAACUACAUCACUAGAACAUGUACAGAGGAAUCAAAUAUUUGGGGGUUAAGGUAAUUUUAUGCAUAUAAAAAAUAAAUUCUCUACACAGCACUGUCAAUCCACUGUUGGAUGAAGGUCUCCCCAUACCGUGUUGGUCAUGGGGAUCACUGCAACGAUCCUCCUAUAAAUACAAAUGUUUUAGUUGAACAAGAAGAGGACGUGUUUUUUUGAACAUGGUACUUGAUGCGCGAAAUUAUGUAAAUUGGAGACAAUUGUUUAGAUUGAAUCCAUAAUGGCAUGCAAGUCAAGGCAAUUUAAACAAUAACAUGUGUUUGCGGUUUUUUUAUUAAUGCGUUUCAUCUGCUAUAACAUGGAUGAUUGGAAAACAUGGAUGUAACAAGAAAGAUUAAACAAAAACUUUAGAAAAGUACAAAAAUGAGCACGGAGAUACGCACGCUAGGAAUUACACCGAGAAACAGAAAGAGGAACACGUGGCUAAUGAAAAACGUAUACAGGUUAAUGGCAUUGACUAAAGUAGAACAAAUGGGCUUGGGCAGGACACGUCGCUAGAAGGGAUGAUGGCCAAUUGUCAAGCACAACGACGGAGUGACAGCUAAGGAAUGGAACGCGUCCAAGAGGAUGUACAGAGGAGGUACAGUGACGAAAUCUGCUUGUCUGCAAGCGCUUAGUGGAGUGAUCCAUCGCAGGAAUGUGGGAGAUAGGGGUGGCUUGUGGAGGCCCUCAUCCAGCAGCGGAUUGACCAAGGUCGAUGAUAAAAGGGAAUUUUGGUAAUGAAUGGUACAUUUCAGGCUUCUGCAGAUUUGACUAUCCGUGUCAUCAAUUUCAGUGUAAGAGCUCCUUGUGGUGCAUCAACCUGUGCACUGCUCUAAAGAUUCCUCCAUGAAUGUGAUUAAUAUUCAACAGGCACUGAUAUUCUCUUCAAAGAAUGAGCCUUCAGCUACCCAGCUUAAAAUUAUAAUUACAAUGAUACCUCACAAGGCCUGUAUUCACAUGCAAAUAACAAUGGUGUUGUCAUUAAAUUGUGUAUAUUAACAUUUCCAUACGAGUUACCUGUUGCCUUCGUAUGCAAUUGUAACAUGUAGAUAAUAUGGUGAUAAAGUUUUAACUGUUUGUUAAUGUGCCCAAAAUGAUGAUUAAUUGUUACUCUUCAGUUAAACAUUUAGAUAAUGCUGUAAUUUAAUGUUUGCCUCUUGUUGAUAGUCUUACCGGGUGUGAGCAUACUGUUUCUUACAUAUGUUACCAUACACUGUAAAAAAGAACUUAUUCAGCUACUUAAAAACUUGUCCAG
Molecule: messenger RNA, 3961 nt
Organism: Petromyzon marinus (sea lamprey)
Lineage: Eukaryota; Metazoa; Chordata; Hyperoartia; Petromyzontiformes; Petromyzontidae
Gene: PPT1
Product: palmitoyl-protein thioesterase 1
Biological process (GO): protein depalmitoylation; receptor-mediated endocytosis
Cellular component (GO): lysosome
Molecular function (GO): palmitoyl-(protein) hydrolase activity
Source: RefSeq, a predicted model, not a curated record